UGCCCGCAAGUUAGGCGUCGGUCCAAUUAAAAUCGAACCAAUAUUAAACCGGAUUUUGUUUAUAUCAUAAGUCAACCCGGUUUUAAAAUCGAGCGAUCAACAGAUUAGAGAUCCGAUGAGGAAAGGAGGCAAGGAAGAAGACGAAGUUGAACAAUUGCUUCAAGCUGCUCAAGAUGAGAUGAUACUCAAGCUCUCUGUUGAUUCUCACACAUCUCGAUCCUCUUCCGAUUACUUAGAUCCAGAUCUCCACUCUAGGUUUCUCGCUCUCAAAUCUCAAAAGAAGAAGGAUCAGCAGCGACAACAACAUAAACGACGGCCGAGAUCUCCGACGAAAUUAAAGGAUUUGGUUGAAGAAACACCAGACGAUCUAAUGCUCCGAUUCACGGCUCUAAAGACUUCUCUCCCCUCCGCGUCUUCUUCGUCCUCUGUUCUUCUUCAGGAUGAAAUCGGAGAUGAUGGUGAUGAAAUCGGAGAAGAUGCUGAAGUGGAGAAGCUGAUUCAAUGGGCUAUAGACGCCGCCCGUCUUGAUCCUUCUCCGCCUUCAGACGAUGAUCAAAGCCAGAGUUCCGAUAGCGAUGAUGAGAAUGAUUCAACUAGAGUUGUUAAACCUUAAUUUUAACAAUUUGGCUCUUCAUGUAAGGUAUAUAUACAUCCUUUUAGUUACAGUUGAGCUUUUUAAAGAUUGUCACAUGAAUGAGUUAAAGUCUGGGAAAUUGUUAAUUUUU
Molecule: messenger RNA, 725 nt
Organism: Arabidopsis arenosa
Lineage: Eukaryota; Viridiplantae; Streptophyta; Magnoliopsida; Brassicales; Brassicaceae
Source: the annotation of a GenBank genome assembly